Molecule: messenger RNA, 5955 nt
Organism: Fusarium pseudograminearum CS3096
Lineage: Eukaryota; Fungi; Ascomycota; Sordariomycetes; Hypocreales; Nectriaceae
Exons: 7
Coding region: 1-5955 (1984 amino acids)
Biological process (GO): biosynthetic process
Molecular function (GO): protein binding; catalytic activity; pyridoxal phosphate binding
Source: RefSeq, a predicted model, not a curated record
AUGUUCUUUCGAAAGCAGCGGCGCGCAAAGCCUGAUCUACAUCCCGGCAACUCAUCAAGCAGUCGCGACUCGACUAAGGGCCUGAGGAAUCUAUUUCCUCUGUCAAAACCGCAGUCCAACACGUCAACUAACUUGGACGAUCAAGCGAAGGGUGAUAGGGGACCACUUGGACUGAGCCUCCUAUAUUCCCCGUCAGCGCCCGAGAUCGACCUCAUCUUCGUCCAUGGCUUAGGCGGUAAUUCUAGAAAGACAUGGAGCAAGUCGUCCGCAGAGCGAUCUCAAUUUUGGCCAGAGGAGUGGCUCUCCAAGGAUCCCGCAUUCAGGAAUGUCCGUCUUCAUAGCUACGGGUACGACUCGUAUUAUUUGAAGGGUAAGGAGGACUGCUUAAAUGUUCAUCACAUUGGCAAGUCAUUCCUAGGCGCGAUCAGUACCUCGCCAUGCAUUGUCAAUUCCAGAACAUACAUCGUUGUCGUCGGCCAUAGCAUGGGUGGCCUGGUAAUGAAGAAAGCAUACAUCCUGGCGAAACAGGAUGCAGGGCACGAAGCGCUGGCUGGACGAUUCGCCGCAUUCUAUUUCCUCGCCACACCGCAUCGAGGUGCCAACUCGGCAAAGAUGCUCAAGAAUCUCCUCAGGGUUGCGUACGACCGCGCUUAUGUUGGUGAUCUGGAACCGAACUCUGAAGCAGUCCAAGUGAUCAAUGACGAAUUUCGGCAUUUUUCAGCUGAUCUUGAGCUCUGGUCAUUUUAUGAAACACAGAAUAUGAAAUUAUUUAGCUCACUCAUCGUCGAUCCUGAGUCAGCCGUCCUUGGGUACCGUGGAGAGAAACAAAUACCCAUGACUGCUGACCACCGCUCGAUAUGCAAGUUUGACACACCUCAAGAUCCCAACUAUAUACUCCUACGAGACGCACUCGCCUCUACUGUGAGCAGAAUUGUCACGGCAAUUCCAGAGAAGAAGCGUGAGAGGACCAAAAAUCUCAAGAAGUACCUCCAAGUUUCCGAUUUGUUGGAUGACGAUCUUGCAAAUGUCUGCGAAUCUCGGAUGCGCGGGUCGUGCGAAUGGAUUUCGUACAAAGCCAGUUAUGCCAGAUGGAAGGACGGGGAGUACGGGAAUGAUAGAACGCUAUGGAUCAAGGGCAAGCCAGCAACUGGAAAAUCUGUUCUUGCCGGCUAUGUCAUCGAUCAGCUCAAGGGGUCCGGCCAGGCUUGCAGCUACUUCUUUUUCAAACAUGGAGACAAGUCCAAGGCCAACCUAGGUCGUUGUCUCCGAUGUCUGGCUUUUCAGAUGGCGAUCUCCAAUGCCGAAGCCAGUGAUGCCAUCCUAAAAAUGCAGGCGGAUGGUAUCUGCUUCAAUGGCGUCGACGAACGUACCCUCUGGAGAAUCCUCUUCCUUUCCGGAAUUUUUCAGGCCACAAUGACUCGGCAUUACUGGGUCAUCGAUGCUCUGGACGAGUGUUCCAACCCUCCGGUCCUUUUGAAUGCCAUUCUUUCCAACAUGGACGAAUCUAUACCACUGAGAAUUCUCGUCACAAGUAGGGAUACGGUCGAGCUGGACCAAGGUUUCUCGGUCAUUCCAACCAACCUGGUCCAGAUCUUGCCAAUCUCGGUAACAGAUACAAAAUCAGAUCUCAGACUUUUGAUUGAGAGGAGGACCCAGGCCUUGGGAGUCGUUAAACCUAACGAUCGGGGUGAACUGGCCGAGAAGAUUUUAGACAAAUCUAAGGGGUCUUUCUUGUGGACAAUUUUGGUACUUGAGGAACUCCUACGUUGCCACAGCAGAAAGGAAAUUCACCAGAUCCUUGAAGACGUACCAAGAGGCAUGGGAUCACUGUACAAGCGGACUCUAGACUACAUGUCACAGGUCACUCGCGGAAAGGAGCUGGCCAAAACCAUCCUCAUGUGGGCAGCAUGUGCGGUUCGACCAAUGUCAAUUAGCGAAUUAGACGGUGCUCUGACCCUGGACAUCCACGACUCAUUCCCAAACUUGGAGGAGAGCAUCGCCGCGCUCUGUGGUCAAUUGGUGGUCGUGGACAAAUAUGGGCGAGUUAAUAUGGUGCAUGAAACUGCCAGAGAAUUUCUUGUAGCUGGCGGACUAGAGUCUGAGUUCUCCAUAGAGAAAACCAAGGCGCAUACACGAAUGGCUGAAGUGUGUCUCGGCUACCUCGUUGGGGAAGAAAUGAAACCUCCAAGGACCAGGCGGCGCCGUUCUUCGGCAAACUUACCAACAAGACUAGAUUUUGCCAUCUAUGCAUACACAGCAUACUCAUAUCACCUCUCGAAGGCUGAUCCAUUGGCGACAGAGGCGUUCCAGCUUGUCACACGGUUCCUGAAAUCCAACGUACUUACUUGGAUCGAAACGAUUGCCGAUUCCCAAAAUCUCACUCAUCUCAUCCGUGCCUCAAAACACCUCAAAACCUACGUGGAUAGAUGCGCCGUUGAGCGUUCACCACUAGACCCUCAGAUGCGGGCGCUACGACAGUGGAGCAUGGACCUUGCUCGGAUUCCUGCCAUGUUUGCCAACGCCCUCACGGUGUCACCGUCAGCAAUAUACUCGUUGAUACCGCCAUUCUGUCCCACUGAAUCUAUGGUAUACAAAACCGGAUGCUCAAAUCAGAGGCUCGCAGUGCUUGGCACUUAUAACAAGCAAUGGGAUGACAGGAUGCUGUGCAUGGAUUUCCGCCAGGGUCAACCAAGAGCUUUACGCUAUGGAGACGAGUUCCUGGCCGUCGCCCUCAGUUCAGGAGCUGUCGUAUUGUACUACGCUACAUCCUACCAGGAGUACAAGGUCUUAAAACACGGUGAAGCUGUUAACUUCAUUGCUUUCAAGACCAAAACUGACCUUGUAGCAACCUGUGGUAUCAAGACGACCAAGAUCUGGGACAUCAGAAAGGGGCAAGUGGUAGUCAGCCUCACGAGCCCUCCGCGUCCGCUGGGAAUGGAAUUCGAUGGAGAUAUGCUUUUGAUUGCAAGUCGCAACAACUACAUUGAGACUUGGAAUUUGGGACACGACGCCCGGGCGGAGUCGGUGCGGAGGCCAUGGAGUGGUGCCAAUACGCCAGAUACGAACCAAAUGCCUCUACGGGGGACCCCAUGCGCACUAACUCUCUCUACCAGCCACGGAAUGCUUGCUGUCGCCUACAGCGGCCAACCCAUCACACUAUGGGACAUGGAAGAGGACACUUACGCUGGUAAAUGUGGCAAGAAACUCUCCAGUGGAGAGACGUGCACGCAUGUCGUUGUCGCGCUUGCUUUCAAUCCCAAUCCUGACAUAAACCUUCUCGCAGUCGCAUAUCUCGAUGGUGAUCUCGCCCUCCUUGACCCCUAUGCCGACCGGCAGCUGGAAUGCUUUCGUGCCAAUUGCCAAACCCUCUCUCCAAGCCCUAAUGGGCGUUUCCUCGCAGCGGGUGGUGCAAAUGGGAUUGUCCACGUUUACGAAUUUGAUACGUUCAAACUUCUCUAUCGGGUCAAGUCUUCCAACUCCUAUAUCAAGCAGCUUGCUUUUGCCAGAGACAGUAUGCUUCUUGCCGACAUACGAGGCACCCAGUGCACUGUUUGGAAACCUGAAGCUCUGUUGCGGGAGUCCCUCAGCGAUGAUAGCAGCGGGCUCACUUCCACUACAGUGGUCGAGACGGUUUCCAUGGAAGCUAAAGCGAAGGUUACUGCCAUGGUGGUCCAUCACACAUUCGCAGUCGUCUUUUGUGGAAAGGACGAUGGGUCAGUCGUCCUGUACGAGCGAAAAACAGCAGCGAGCUUGGGGAUUCUCUACAGGCACAAGUCCCCAGUCCGCCUAUUGGCCUGGAUUGAACCGAGAGACUCCCUCCUCAGCGUUGAUGCCUCUAACAAGAUCUUUUUACACAGGAUCCAAAAGUCAGCAGACAAAGGUUGGCUCAGCGAUCCGACGGUACUCUUCAAGUCCCACCUCGACUCUGAGAAGGCAAUCACAGAUGUGCUAGUAGGAGAAAUAGCGGCCAAGUUCCUGGUAUCAACUCGCGAGUCUGAUUAUCUGUUCAACUUGGAUAACGGCAAGUAUGAGAUAGAGCGAACAUAUCCACAAGUGCCAGGAACCCGGAAAUGGCUCCCUCAUCCGCAAUCCUCUCUACAUCUGAUCUGUGUAGACAACGUCAAAGCCUGCGCCUACUGCUGGAGUGACUGGUCUGAAGUAUCGUCUAUUGCAUUUUCAUUAGACAACCACACGGUAGAGCUCAAAAGCGCGAUUCUCUAUUCGCUCGACCAAAAACAGAGAGUCAUGCUCCACUUGAUACAUCCGAGCAGUUCUGUCAACAUCAACAGAAUUGCGAUCAUUGACGCAGACUGUCUUGCCGUCGAAGGCAACGAUGGCUUGCUGAGGAAGCAAAUAGAUGCUGCGGCGACGUUAGAUCAACUUGCCACUGAUGAAGACAGGGAGGAGGCAUCGAAUCUGGCCGCUCCACUUCGUUCACGUGUGACUACAUUCGAACUAAGCGUUACCCAUGUCCUAGGAGUUGACGAAUCAAAAAAACUCAUAUUCCUGAACCGGUCUUUUUGGGUGUGCUCUGUUGAUCUCAGCGAGAGCAGGUUAGAGAUCGCGCAGCGCAAAGAUUCCUCGGCGAUCGAAGUCUUUGAGCACUUUUUUGUUCCAUACGAUUGGUUUGCUGGGAAGAGGAACAUUGUUUGUGCCUUGGCAAAGAGAGAUAUUAUGUUGACUCGGGGUGGCGACUUGGCGGUGAUUAGAGGCGGCAUUGACUAUGCCGAGAGAAUGAGCGCUCUAUCACAACGGGCCACAGAGGCUGCCUUGGUGACAGAUCAACUCAAGGAGUUCGCAGACAAGAGCGUACAAAGACAAACAUUCACCUUGAAACUCAAGAACUACUUUCUAACUUCUCUAGCUGCCCAUCUCAACGAAUACUUGACUCCUAGCAGCCCCAUCACCCCAGACAUGAUCCGGUGUGUCGGUGCCGCUACUGCAAUGCACGACAUCCUUGCAUGGGGAGUUGCGGACCCUGGUGAUGGUGUACUAACCAGUAGACCCGUGUAUGGCCGCUUCGAACUUGAUUUUGGUAACAAAUCUCAAGUGAAAGUUGUAUACUCUGAUAAUAAGACCGAAGAGGCAUUCCAAGAUGGUAUCAUCGACCAUUUCGAGGAAGCUUUGGUUAGAUCCAGUGAGGCCGGCGUACACGUCAAGAUGGUGCUGAUCGUCAACCCUCACAACCCACUUGGGCGGUGUUACCCCACGUCUACCCUUGUCAAAAUUAUGCAGUUCUGCCAAAAGCAUAGACUGCAUCUCCUGAGUGAUGAGAUCUACGCCUGUUCGGUUUUCAACAGUGAUGAGCCUGCAACCCCUUUUACCUCGAUCCUGUCGAUAGGUUCCACGAAUCUCAUUAACCCAGGUCUUCUCCACGUCACCUACGGACUAAGUAAGGACUUUGGCGCCGCUGGCCUUCGUCUCGGUGCCAUCAUUACUCGAAGCCAACCAGUCCUCCGCGCAAUCGAGGCGGCCAUGCGGUUUCACAACCCUUCCGGCGCGAGUCUGGCCAUUGGAAAUGCAAUGCUUGAGGACAGAGUGUGGUGUCGAUCUUUUGUUGAUUCAUCGAGAUCAAAACUCUCACAAGCCCAUCGACACGUCACGUCGCAGCUCAAGGCUAUGAACAUCAAGUACCUACCGGGAAGCAACGCAGGUUUCUUUGUCUGGAUUGAUCUAUCGCCAUACCUUCCAUCUGAACUAGAUGGCGAGCUGAAUCAGGAAUUUGCCCUCGCCAAAAGGCUGCGCGAGGUUGGCGUUUUCCUGCAUCCUCGAGAAGAACACUCGCUUGAACCAGGAUGGUUUCGAUUGGUAUACACACAAGACCCGAGAACAGUGACUGAAGGGCUACAGAGUUGCCAGGAUCAAAAUGGCAAUAUCGUAGGCUGGACAGUGGGGAAACGGUCAACCAUACUCGCAGCUAGCAAAGUCAAGGCCUGGGAGGGAUUUUACGGAUAA